AUGAGCGCGCUUCUGCAGCUGGGCUUGCUGGCCCUGGGGGCUCUGUGUGUCUGUGCUGUGCCCAAGGAAAGUGCCACGCUGCGGGCACUGGUGAAGGAGACCUUGACUCUGCUCUCCACUCAUCGGGCUCUGCUGACAGGCAACGAGACCCUGAGGAUUUCUGUUCCUGCACAUAAAAAUCACCAACUAUGUGUUGAAGAAAUCUUCCAGGGAAUAGACACACUGAGGAAUCAAAGCGCACAUGGGGAUGCAGUGGAAAUGCUUUUCCAAAAUCUGUUUUUAAUUAAAAAACACAUUGAUCUUGAAAAACAAAAAUGUGGGGAAGAACGCCGGCGAGCAAAGCAGUUCUUGGAUUACCUGCAAGAGUUCCUUGCUGUCAUAAAUACUGAGUGGACAAUGGAAAGCUGA
Molecule: messenger RNA, 408 nt
Organism: Octodon degus (degu)
Lineage: Eukaryota; Metazoa; Chordata; Mammalia; Rodentia; Octodontidae
Gene: Il5
Product: interleukin 5
Exons: 4
Coding region: 1-408 (135 amino acids)
Biological process (GO): immune response
Cellular component (GO): extracellular region
Molecular function (GO): interleukin-5 receptor binding; growth factor activity
Source: RefSeq, a predicted model, not a curated record